This is a messenger RNA of Amoebophrya sp. A120, 621 nucleotides long. The record is from the annotation of a GenBank genome assembly. NCBI's taxonomy places the organism in Eukaryota, Dinophyceae, Syndiniales, Amoebophryaceae.
CGAACAACAGUGCAGCCGCGACGACACGGAUUCUGUACUACCUCGAGUUUUUGAAACUGAUCGGGAAGCUCUCCCUGGGCAGAGACUCCCUGCACGAAACUCUGGUCCACGCGUUGCUUCCUGCGAACGUGAUUUUGUUGGACUUCGUGUGCUUGUCCCAGUUUCUGUUUUCCACAGUCGAAGAGGAUCCUGCGUCGCCGGUGAUUCCGAUUUGCUUGGAGCUGAAACAGACUCAGCUGUAUUGCCUCCAGCAAGCGUACUACGACUGCGAAGUCCGGGACGAUGAGACGUUGUUGAACGCGAAAAGUAGCUCAUCAACAACAUCUUCGGCGACCGGGAUGAAUAAAGACGCUUCCUCCACGACACAAGACCCUCAAGGUAGAAGUACUGCUUCCGAGAAGGAGAACACGAAUUUGAUUUUCGCGGUAGUCGACUACGUUAUUCGGGAUUUGGAGGAGUUUUUGGUGUACUUAGACACCACAGUCUCCGACUUCAUUGAUAGCAAAACCAUCAAUCUAGCGAACAACGAGCGGAUGCCGUGCACGGCGAUCCCCGAGCAGGUUCGGAUCACCAUGACGAAAUUGGAGCAGAGGCUGCAGCCGGCCGCGAAGCUGGAGUUGU